This is a messenger RNA of Arabidopsis lyrata subsp. lyrata, 825 nucleotides long. RefSeq lists its product as uncharacterized. The transcript is spliced from 2 exons. Lineage: Eukaryota; Viridiplantae; Streptophyta; Magnoliopsida; Brassicales; Brassicaceae. The record is from RefSeq and is a predicted model, not a curated record. Bases 362 to 643 code for a protein of 93 amino acids.
AACUGAAUUCCAGACCAACCCAACACGCAAUUAAUUCUCUCUCUCUUUUUUUUUUUUUGUGAAAUCAAUAUUUUCCCUAAAUAUCCGGUUUAUGUAACGGACUGUGUUCUUUUGAGAAAACCCGCGUUUACCGGCGAAUCGGCUCUUACUCUUUAGCCGGAGACGAGAUCUACAAUUUGGCGACUCUGCCUAAGAUAUAGCAAUUUCUGGGAGCUGCAGGAAGAAAUUUAUUUGGUCGACGGAGCUGGAAUCAGCUAUUCAUCCUUCUUCUCCAGAUCCCUCCCUAGUCGUUUCUUUUAGCAGCUCCUUCUCUCUCACCCGAGGUAGGUGUUAACCUAGAAAGGACGGUCUUUUAGAAGCUAUGGUUCUUGAUGGGAUUGUCUCAUCACCAUUACGGAGGCCACAUGCUCUAAAGAAGCAAUGGGAUGACUUGGGUAGCUGCUCUACUGUUGUUCAGAGGCAUCGCUUCCUUUUGACCGCUAUGCUUCUUUUGGCAUUCCUCUGCACCAUUUAUAUCUACUUUGCUGUCACACUAGGCGCUAGGCACUUGUCCUGUUCUGGGAUGACUGGCAAAGACAAGGCAAUGUGUCAACUGGGACACGUCCAAGCCACUUUCUCCAAAGGAAAACUGAAAUUCUUGUAGACUGUCAGCCUAAGCUGAACAUUUGUUUUCAUUUGUCUCUCUAUUGCAAUGUCUUUCUGUGUGACGGCCUAGAGAAUCUACUCUUACCUUAUUCUACUUGGAUUAUGUCCCAAGAUUCACAAUUAUUGUACAAAUAUGAAUCUUCUGUAAUCGAAUAUAUAUAUGCUAAAAGUUUUUGAGAA